GGUGCUCCUCCCUAGGUGUGCGCAGAUGGCCAGCGGAACGCGGGUGUGGCCUCACAGAAGAGGUCGGGACAGGUCACUUCUCAGAAGUUCCUCAUGGGCUCAUCCAAAAGAGUGUCAUACUGGACAGUGGAGGAAGUUUACAACUGGGUGAAGAAGCAGUAUCGGGGUGAGCAGACUGCUCUGCAGCGGGCAGUGCUCAACCAUGCCAUCUCAGGUCGGGCUCUUCUGAGGAUGAGCAAGCACCAGCUUGACCGGCUGGGCAUAGAACCGGAGUCGCAGCAGAAGAUUCUACAGGAUCUCCUGCUCCUCAGGGUCCAAGAGGAACUGGAGAACCUCAAUGACAUCUUCUCUGAAUGUUUCUCAUCUCUGCUGAAGAUGGACUGGACAUGAAGCAUCUUUCCUCCUGUGCAGGGUGGUGGACCAGAACGGACAACACUACACUGGUCAUGGCACCGUUUUAGGCACCACCACAAAAGAAGCCUCAUAAAGCCUCAAAAAUGUGUAGGCUACUCCGUAAUUAUCAGACACAUUAAAAGGAGCCAUUAAAGUAUCACCAAGUAAUAAUAUUAGAUUGGCUAAAUGAUGCCAUUAAAGUAUCACCAAGUAAUAAUAUUAAAUUGGCUAAAUGAAGCAGGCCAUGACAAAGAGAUGGUAUGUAUCUAGCUAACACCAGGUAUACAGAUAUUAAAAGGAUUCACGCUUUCAAAACUUUUUUAAACCCAAUCCAUGUGAAAUAGAUCUGUGUAGAUCAGCUGUAGAUCAUGUCAAAAGGUUUUUAGAGUGAGAAGCCAAAAAAGGGCCACUAAAGUAUCACCAAGUAAUGAUUAGAUUGGCUAAAUGAAGCAGUUGAAUCCUGUGCAUGCAGUACUGUAAUUCAGGUCUAACAGUGGCAUACCCUCAGAAGACCUGAUGACAAAAUCAAAAUGGCUGCACUGGAUCUCAGGUCUAAGUACCUAAGACCAUCUCCUAUGUAGGUCUAUUUUCAAGGUCAGUCAUUUAAUUAAUAGCACAAUGUUACAGUUAAGCCAAAGUGCUUUCCAGUUGGAAAAUGGACAAUAAACAUAUUUAUAAAUAAAGGAAUAAGAAUUAAAAACACUGCAAAGGAAAUAUAUAAAGCGUAUUAAAAAUAAACAUAUAAAAUGAAUAAAGGCAUGAAUAAAGACAAAAUAACAAGGUCAUAUUAACCUUUAAUGCAUAACCUGGGUCAAAAGUGACCCGGAUGACUUCAAAUGUUGAAUAUUUUUGCGAUACAUUUAUUUCAUCAUGCAGUAUUCCAUGAAUUCCUCAAUUAACUUGCUUUUAACCAUUACAUAUCUUUAUUUUCAUUUUUCCAUUCUUUAUUUUUUAGAAAAAGUCGUUUAUGUAUUACUACCCCUUCAAUGCGUAACAUGGGUCAAAAAUGACCCGCAUUCAUUUCCUAUGGUAAUUCAUGCAUACAUGUGUUUAUAUAUAUAUUUUAGGAAUUUAUUUAUUUCAUCAGUCAAUAUUCCAGAUAUAAAUGUAAUAUCUUGUUUUUGAUUAUUACAAAUCACUUUUUCCUUUCUCUGACACAAUAAGCAAGGUGCAAAUACAAUCAAAGUGGUUCAGUGAGUAGGAGGGCUAUUGUGUAAUUUACUUUUGAAGUAGGUCUACUUUAUUUUCUUUAGCUAGGUGGUCCGUGAGGCUUUUUUUUUAAUUGAUUAAGUGGUCCUUGGUCUGAAAAACUUCGUCCAGUUUUCAGACAUGGGUCAAAAAUGACCCGCAUUCAUUUCCUAUGGUUUUUCAUAGGCUGCGUAUUCCUUUGCUAUAUCUAGUGAAAUAAUGUAUGUAUCAUUGAAUAUUGCAGUUCAUUUUGCAGUUGUUCAGUAAAAAUCCUUUUGAUUACUUCAAAUAAUUACAAAUAUAUUUUUUUCUAUUACUAAAUCAAGUUUACAGACAUAUGUCAAAUGUGACCCCUGUGUGCACUUUUGAUUAGAAGCAAAAACAAGAUAUAUUAAAACAAUUACUUUGAUAAAAGUAUUAGGUUGUAAUUGUUUUAAACAAAAUAACAACACAUACUAUAGUUGAAAUAUGUGAAAUACACAUAUUUUAUCUAUCAUAUCUCACUUUAUCACACAUGACAUCACUAAUAACCAAUCACAUGUAUUGAAAUAUACUAUAUCUGAAGUAUAGAGAACUGUGGUGAAUGUGUCCAAAUUAACUAAAGCUGAUUAAGUAAAACACAUGGGUACAAUAAAUGGCCAUUUCAGCACUACAUGACACUUGCAAAUUACCAUUACAUGUUUGCCCUUGUACACAGCUUUAGUGCAAUGGAAACACAGCUUCCAACUUUUAGUAUUCUGGGUUUCUGUGCAGCUCUAGCUCCUCUUUCACUUCACUUGUCCUUCCUCUCUGAUGCCCUUUUGUGGCUCUGUUUGGUUUCCCUUUUCUACAUAUUUCAAUUGUGAGUAAUGGGUGAAUCUCAAUAUCCCUCCCUCAGCCCUGAACCCUCAAAGACUUAUCUGCCAUCAGGCCAAACGUGAAAUUCAUGAUUUCAUGUCAAAUCAAUGAUUCAUGUCAGUUCUGUUUUUGAGGGUUCACAACUUAGGGGGUCUUGGGAUUCAGCCUAUAUGUGUUUGGAAGAAGGAAGUGACCUCCACACUGCUUAUCCUGUGUGGCUUGACAAGCUCUUUGCCCAGCUUACUAUCAGGGUAUUGUGCAGUUAGUAUACUGUAUGCAUCAAGUGCAUCCAGUACAUUGGACAAGAGCACUAUGGACCCAUGGGCCAUCUCUAUCCCUGCUUUCAUUAGUAUGUCUACACAUCUAUGCAGAGAACAUAAAUAUGGCUCAUGCAUGGUUCCCUGGAGCGCUGCAUGUUGUCACCCCUCAAUACCAAUAGCAGUUUAACUGAUCAGCAUCCUGAUUGUAUCGGUGGAGUUACUGUACUAUGGAUGUUCAAAAUGGAACUAGGUGAAGUAUUCUCAUGACACAUAUGAAGAAGUACAUGCAUGAAGGGCAUGCCUGACCUUCAGAGCUAUAUGGAUAUGAAAAGAUGUGGGACAAAGAAACCACAGUCACAAUGUGAUACCAGACAUGAUGGUCAAGAGAAAGGGAAGAGAUCUGAUCAGCUACCAAUGACACUAAAAGUAAUAAACUGACCUAUAUGUGCAAGGAACACACAGGAAAACAAAACAAAGCUGAAUGCAUGGGUAUUUUUCGCCCACACACAGAAACUUGAUGUAGUAAUAGAAAAGCUAUGUUUGUUCAGAAAAUAAGACAGGAAAAGUAAAAAUAACUAUAUGUAGCAAUCAAAAAUCUUUAUCUUGAUAUAUACAAGCAAUAUUGAAUGAUAAAAUAAAUUACUUUCAAUAAAUAUAGGAAAGGAACACACAAAUAUCUAUAAAAUACCAUAGGAAAUGAAUGCGGGUCAUUUUUGAACCAUGUCUGAAACUGGACGUAAUAAUGCAAAAACUUUGUUUAUUCAUAAUGUUAAAGAGGAAAAAUAAAAAACAUAAAAUACAAAACAUUUGCAGUGAUUACAAACAAGUUAUUUAAUGGAUAGCUGACAUAUUAAAGGAUAAAAUACAUAUAUUUGUUAAAAUGUUGCAAAUAAAAAGACACUAUUAUUUUUCAUUCGUUUGAAAAUAGUUAGGCCUUCAGAGAAGGCCUUGAAGGCCCUGACGGUCCGCCACUGGUCUGGACAAUGUAGGAGCACACUCAUUCACAGCAUUAUCAAACAACACUUACCGGUAAAUCUUAAAAUCUGUCUACAAUCUCACUGGGAGCCACUAGUACAGCUAAAAUAGGUGUAGUUUCAUCUUGGUCUUAAUUUGUAGUCUAGCUGCAACAUUUUGGACCACUUGUAAGUGAUGCUUGGCUAAUGAAUAGUGUCUUAAAAUGGUCCAGUAUAGUGUCUUAAAUGGUCCAGUCUGGACGAUAUGAAAGUAUGGACUUCCUUCUCUCAGUCUUUUGGGCAACAGAAAUUCUGCACUGCUGCAAUUAUACAUCAUAUAAUGAGGCACGAACCACAGAAUUGACCAGCUUAUCAAAUCUAAUGCUCAAGUCAAAAAAGCACCCCAAGACUCUUUACCACAAGACUCUACAACAGGCGUUUGCAUGUUUGGAGUUGACCAAAUACGCUAUGGUAAUGCAUACUAGCAUUUACACAAUGCAAUACAAGAUCAUUUGUUUUCUCUAGAGAGUCUUCAAUGUUAUGGUUUAACCUAGCUGUUCAUUUAUGUUGUUCUUUAUUUAUUCAAAUCGUUGUUUGUAGAAUUGUCUCAUGAUAAUCAGAUUGACCCCUUCUUGUUUUGAUAAAUAUAUAUAAAAAAAAAGCCAAAGAAAUGAAAAGAUAUGUGCAUCGUAGCAGAGCAGGGCAAGUAGCACGCUGUACCAAAUCAGUAUGGAGAGAAUCUGAGCCUAGUUCAAAGGAAAGCAGGGCAUAAACAAAAAGAAAUGCAAGCACUAAAUCUGUUUAUGUUUUAAAUCCUUUCCGCUUGAAGCAAUCCUCUCUCUGGCGGUGGGGUUUGGCCCAUGAUCCUGUCGUGCUGGUUCUGCACAGCACCUCACGGAAACCUCACAUUUCAGAAGCCCUCUCAUGGUGAUUAGGCUACCUGGCCAACACACUUAAAUAGGGAAGAAAACUCACAUUGUUUACAUGUCAGAAAAGUAUGAAUAAUGUAACCUCUACUGGAAAGUGAGGUCUGUGAUGACGGUAAUGUUUAUUCAUUAGAUAGAGGAUUCUGCAUGUAUUACGCUGCCAAGAGACCUGUUAUUUGUACAGUGAUGUGCCUGUAAAACAAAUGGGGUUCUAAUUUGGUUGACAUGGAAUGCGCAAUGCAAAGCAUUAAUAGCAACAGGCACAAAGUAAUGCUAAUUUAAUAAGCUGGGCAGAACAUUUUGCUAAUUUACAACGCAACACCACCACACACACACAGACGAGGAAGGUCUCUGUUCAUGAAUGUAUUUAAACUGAUACCCUUUCCAUAAAACUUCUAAAAAUCAUUGAUGACUCUCAUUUAAAGUCAACAUCCAUCAUGUUUCUCUCAAUAUGAAAGAAAACGUUUCAAAUCACAAAACUGAUUUCUGCAUCAAUGUGCCAUAAAUAGACAGAUAUGGUAUCACAGCCUGGUCCCACUGUGUGAUUCUCAUUGCUUAGUGGCUGUGUGCACUGCACGCUAUGGAAACAAAUUAGUGCCCAUGGUGUGUGACCUGAUGACCUUUGCAGACUCUCAGGGAUGCAACAGGCCCAUGUACAAGAGUAUGAAAUGUUACUAACCUUAUGCAUAGAAGUAGGCCUACUGUACAUUUUAUCUAUGUAAUAUGUUUAAUGUUCAUGCAUAACUAUGUUUUGUAUUUGUAUAUUAACAAGACUAAUAUUACAAUUAUAGUCAAACACAAAUGAUAGUAAUUGCUGUAUCCUAAAUAAAAUAUGAAUGUAUUAUACUGUU
Messenger RNA from Alosa sapidissima (American shad), 5408 nucleotides. Its product is annotated as sterile alpha motif domain-containing protein 12-like. The transcript is spliced from 5 exons. The coding region runs from base 94 to 390 and encodes 98 amino acids. Gene Ontology annotation, biological process: cell surface receptor protein tyrosine kinase signaling pathway. The record is from RefSeq and is a predicted model, not a curated record. Gene Ontology annotation, molecular function: protein binding. NCBI's taxonomy places the organism in Eukaryota, Metazoa, Chordata, Actinopteri, Clupeiformes, Clupeidae. Gene Ontology annotation, cellular component: cytoplasmic side of plasma membrane.